This is a messenger RNA of Effrenium voratum, 1374 nucleotides long. The record is from the annotation of a GenBank genome assembly. Lineage: Eukaryota; Dinophyceae; Suessiales; Symbiodiniaceae.
AUGGUGAACGUUCCCACCCUGCUGGCGGUAGCUUCUCUGGCGGCCAACUACGGGUCCCGCUCCGUGUUGCCGGUGGUGUCCCAUGUCAUCUGCAUCGACGGUAUUUGCAGCGCCUCAGAGCUCAUCGGCGCCUGCAGCAGCGCGUUCUUUGCUGGGGACCUUGGAGCCCAGUUGGUGGCAAAGGCCUUGGUGCAGCGCUUCAGCGGGCAGCAGCUGCUGUGCUGGGGCACGGGCGCCUGGGCGGCGGUGAUGCUGCUGGUGCCUGCGGCCCUAACAGGCCCGCGGCUGCUGCUGCUUCUGCUGCAAGCGGUGCUGGGCUUCUGCUGCGGCCUCGGCUACCCCUCCGCCCACGCGCUCUUGGCGGAAACCGUGGCGCCAGAGAACAAGGGCCUGGCCGUGAGCCUGAUCAUCAGUGCCUCUGCAGUGGGAGCUAUGGCGAGCAACUUCCUGACGCCUCAGCUGACCCAGGUCUUCAGUUGGCUGGUGCCGUUCCUCCUGUUUGCAGGGCUUGGGCUUGCCAUCACUUGCAGCAUCAGUCUGUCGACCCGGCCCAAACCCAAGGCGCACGGCAGCUCAGCCUCCAGCUCCGGCAGCUCCGAGCUGCUGCUGUGGCUGCGCGAGCCUUUGAUCCCCGCGAUCUUCCUUGGGAUGUUCGCGUCCGGGGCAGCCAAUGCCUUCCUCUAUAGCUUCGUUCCCACGCUCUUCGUGGAGGCCUACGGCGCCUCUCUGGAGCAGCUGGGGUUCCUGACCUUCGCUGCGCCCCUGGGCAACUCGGUGUGCUGCGUGCUCAGCGGCAUACUCGCGGACAGCCUGGUGAAGCACAUGCGACCCUACCAGGUGCGCAUGAUCAUGCAGAGCUUGGGCACUGCAGUGCCAGCGCUUUGCCUGCUUGCCACAUGUCAGCUGAAGAGUCAGCUGGGCGCAGCGGUCACAGUGACACUGUGGAUGGCAAGCCAUGGCUUCCAGACCUCUGGGAUCACUGCGCUACUGCACGACGUGGCUCACGCGCGCGCCAGCGAGCUCUUUGCCAUGGGCAACGUCGCCAGCAAGUUCGCAGGGAUCCUCGCUGGUCCAUUGGUCAGCAGGUUUGCCAGCACUUGGGGCUGGAAUUGGAUUUUGUGCAUCAUUGCGCUGCACUACCUGGUUUCUGGUGCAGUGCUCGUGAGCCUUAUGCCCAGAAGCGAGGAGGCCAGCAAGCUAUUCAACAUAGAUACGUGCAAGAAGGAGGAGCAAAAGGAUGAGUCAGGAUCUCCUGCCAGCUCCGAUGCCGAGAGCACCCACAUUGCAUCCAGUGCGGAACCAACUCCAUCGUCUUCAAGGUUCAGCUCCAGGUCAUCGCGGAGGAGACCUACCAGAGAGGUAUCGCUGGACUAG